CCGGCGUCCCCGUUGCCAGGCUGCUAUUUCACUUCAGCGGUGGUCUCCAAAACCCCUUGUAGAAAUCUUGUGAGAUAAACAAAUCUAAAAUGGCGAAAGUUGCCAUGGACAGCAGGUCAUUUCAAACACUGCUAGAUCGCAUUAACCAGGAAACAUCAUACACAGAGAAAAAGGUUGAGAUAUUGUACAGCUCAAGAGGAUAUUUCACUGCGAACCAGGCAUCACAGAUUCUAUUAGCAUUCAAAGCACCUUCAGACAAAGUUAGAGCAAUACAGAUAUUAGAACCACGACUUUGUCGAAUGUCAUGUCAAGAAGCAAGAGAAGUUCUUAAUAUCAUAACCGUGCAGAAUGAUAAAUUAAUAGCAUUAGACUGUGUAAAAAGAGUGUUGACAGAUUAUCAAUCCAAGCUUGGAGAGGAGUAUAUUUUGAGUUCAUUUCCUUUUGAAGAUGGCAAGAUUAUGGCAUUAGGAAUUCUGAAAACAGUUGGAUCCUAUGUAGGUGAGAAAACACCAGCUGGAGGACACCAGGGUUAUGCUGCUCUUGGGGGAUUAUAUACACAAGCUAGACCAAUGUGUACUCAUUUAUAUGGACCUUUAUAUCAACAGGAGCAGAUGAUUCCAGGUCGAGGUAAAAUUGAGAUUCCUCCUGAGGCCCAACCAGGAGUGGUGCCAUCAGUUUAUACUGGCCACCCAUCCUAUGCUUACCCUCUGGACAAGAGCUAUGCUGCUGAUCGUGGUUAUCCAGGCAAUGUCCCACUCACACAGCCUGUCAUGCAACAUGAAACAUAUCCAGCAGGUGCCCCACCCCUGGGGUUCCAUACAGGGAAUCCAUUUUCCACAGGUUUUCCAGGUCUAGAAAAGGUUUAGAAUAGGUCUACAUGUAAACUGUGAACAACCAUGAUAAAACCAUUUGUUUGUGAAGCAUAUCUGCCAAUAAUAACAAAGAAAGCAUUUGUUAUCAAAUUUUAGAAAAAAAAAUUAUAUUUACAAACAUAUACCAUUCCAGAUGUUUAUUAUUUUAUGUCAUAUUUUUUGUUAUGUUUUUAUAUUGUUUUUACCUUCUUGAUUUAUUUUAAAAAGCGUGUGCUAAAGCAUUGAAAACCUAGCACUGUCAGUUAAUGGCAUAUUGAAUAAUGGAGGUACUGGUUUUGUUUAAAAUGUUGUUUUCAUAAGUCUUCCUGAUUCCUUUUAAACUCAUUCUUAAUCUGUAAUCUCUAAAUGUUUAUGCUUGAAAACACCAUUGGUUAAACAAAGGAUUUUUUCCAUUUGUUGAUUUCUAUUGUUAACUUUUACAAAAAAAUAAUAAAAGGCAUGAUAUGUAUUUUUUGAAAAAGGUUUAAAUGCAGCAGUAAUGUCAUAUUUAGAUGUGUAAUCUGAAAAAAUCCAUCUGAGACUUUUUAAAGAUUUUUGUUUUGAAUUCCAACAGGGUUUUAUGUUUAUUAUGGUUUCUUGUCUGUGAUACUAUUUCUAUAUUUGUACAUUAUAUUGUUUGUCUCUUUAUGCUUUGUACAUGCAUGCUAAUAUUUCUAGGUGCAUAAUUGUUAUAGAUUUUAUUUGUUUUUGUAUUUCUAUUAAUUAAUAUUUUUGUGCUUGUUGAGUUUUAUAGAAUUUUAAAACAAAUUUAUACAUUAUAUGUAUAAAUCUCCACCGCCCCAGUAUUGACCUGUAAAUCUGAUUGCUGUUAUAGAAUUGUCACUCUAAAUAACAUUGUGUGGAGCUUGUAUACAGUACACCUAAUUAAAUCUUUUCAAUUCUUA
Mytilus californianus (California mussel) is the source of this 1756-nucleotide messenger RNA. RefSeq lists its product as uncharacterized. The transcript is spliced from 7 exons. The record is from RefSeq and is a predicted model, not a curated record. Bases 90 to 866 code for a protein of 258 amino acids. Lineage: Eukaryota; Metazoa; Mollusca; Bivalvia; Mytilida; Mytilidae.